Molecule: messenger RNA, 1931 nt
Organism: Cynoglossus semilaevis (tongue sole)
Lineage: Eukaryota; Metazoa; Chordata; Actinopteri; Pleuronectiformes; Cynoglossidae
Gene: txnrd2.2
Product: thioredoxin reductase 2, tandem duplicate 2
Exons: 17
Coding region: 53-1591 (512 amino acids)
Biological process (GO): glutathione metabolic process; cellular response to oxidative stress; cell redox homeostasis
Cellular component (GO): mitochondrion; cytosol
Molecular function (GO): glutathione-disulfide reductase (NADPH) activity; thioredoxin-disulfide reductase (NADPH) activity; flavin adenine dinucleotide binding
Source: RefSeq, a predicted model, not a curated record
UCUGUCCGGCCACCACACGUGAGCUCGGGGUCCCUUAAAUGACAACAGUAGCAUGGCUGCCCUGCGUAAAGCCGGGUUCCUGUGGAGAAGGACUGGUAGUUUGAAGUUCUGUAGAAGAAACUUGACAGGGACCUAUGACUACGACCUAGUGGUCAUUGGUGGAGGUUCAGGAGGACUGGCCUGCUCCAAAGAAGCUGCGCAGCUGGGUCAAAAGGUCGCCGUUCUAGAUUAUGUGGAGCCGUCAGUCAAAGGAACCAAGUGGGGUCUUGGCGGCACCUGCGUUAACGUGGGCUGUAUCCCGAAAAAGCUGAUGCACCAGGCUGCUCUGCUCGGUACCGCUCUCCAGGAUGCCAGAAAGUACGGCUGGAAAAUCUCAGGAGAAGUUUCCCACGACUGGUGUCAGAUGGCCGAGUCGGUUCAGAACCACGUCAGGUCCUUGAACUGGGGUCACAGAGUUCAACUCCAGGAUAAGAAAGUCAAGUAUCUGAACUUGAAAGGACGUCUGGUGGACGAACACACGGUCAAAGGACAAUCCAGGACAGGAAAAGAGACCGUCCUCACUGCCAAGAACGUUGUGAUCGCCACAGGCGGACGACCCAAGUACCCAGCGCACGUUCCUGGGGCCGUGGAGCACGGCAUCACCAGUGACGACCUGUUCUGGCUGAAACAGUCCCCUGGAAAAACACUCGUGGUCGGAGCCAGUUAUGUGGCUCUGGAGUGUGCCGGCUUCCUCACAGGCCUCGGCCUGGACACCACCGUGAUGGUGUGCAGCGUCGCCCUCAGGGGGUUCGAUCAGCAAAUGUCCGGUCUGGUGACGGACUACAUGGAGUCGCACGGGACCGAGUUUGUCUGGAAGUGUGUUCCGGAGAGAGUGGAGCGUUUGACCUCUGGAGUUCUGCGGGUGACCUGGACCGACAGCCAGACGGGCCGCGAACACAAGGACACGUACGACUCUGUCCUGUGGGCCGUUGGCAGAGCCCCUGAAACCACGGCCCUGGGCCUGGACCAGCUGGGCGUGAAAGUCAACCAGGAGACGGGAAAAAUCAUCGUAGGCGCUGACGAAUCCACGUCGGUUCCAAACAUCUACGCCUUUGGUGACAUCGGUGAGUCCCGGCCCGAAUUGACCCCAACAGCUAUUAAAGCAGGGAAGCUUCUUGCCCGGAGACUGGCCGGACAGAGCCAGCAGCUCAUGGACUACGACAACGUUCCCACCACCGUCUUCACCCCACUUGAAUAUGGCUGUGUGGGUCUGUCAGAGGAGGAGGCCGAGAGGAGGCUGGGGAAGGACGGCGUCGAGGUCUACCACGCUUUCUACAGGCCUCUGGAGUUCACCGUGGCAGAGCGUGACGCCAGCCAGUGUUACAUCAAGGUGGUGUGUGAGCGAGGAGGAGAUCAGAAGAUCCUGGGUCUGCACUUCACCGGUCCAAACGCUGGAGAGGUCACGCAGGGCUUCGCCAUGGCCGUCCAGUGCGGAGGAACGUAUCCUCACCUGCUGCAGACCGUAGGUAUCCACCCCACUUGUGCUGAAGAGGUCGUCAAGGUCAACAUCACCAAACGCUCCGGCCUGGAACCCACCGUCACAGGUUGCUGAGGUUAAGCCCCCCCGCCCUCCAUCUGGGUUGUCUGUGACCUCGGAUGUGAGGAUGGGUUCAAGUCCCUUCCUUUUGUCCCACUUCUGCCCCCCCCCAUCCUCCAUCUGGGUCGUCCGUGACCUCAGAUGUGAGGAUGGGUUCAAGUCUCUUCAUACUGUCCCACCUCUGACCCCCCCUCCUUCUGUGUCAUCCGGGACCUCAGGUGCGAGGAUGGGUUCGACUCUCUUAUUACUGUCCCACCUCUGUCCCCCGCCCCCCCACUUUCACGCUACUUUACCAGAGGAGCUCGAUGUGUGUGUGUAUGAUGUGUCUGUCUUACAGCUCGUGGUGGAGCUAGUU